UAGGUGAGCAGCUCAGAGCUGACUGACUGGGUCAAUAUAGGUUCCAGAAAGAGAGGCCUGCGUGAGCCAGUGGGUUUGAAGUUCCCGAAAGAUCAUCAACAGACUUCCGUCGACCGAGGGGAGCGCUGUUGACGCAGCGAUGGAGUCCAGGAUAAGAUGGCGAGUGGGAGCGUUGCUGUGGCAGAUCCUGUUCCUGGGGGGCGUGGGGGCUGUCUGCCAUACGGGCAGUGCCAAUGAGUGCCAGUCCGCGUCCCCUGUACCGGGGACCAGUUUGGCUGGAGAAGGUUUCGAUAUAGUGACGCUGAGCGCCAAGGGGGCCUAUGUGGUGGACGUGGAGAGCUGGGAGCAUCCGGAUGGUACCUGCACCCUCUGCACAAACUCACAGAUGGGGGGUGAAUGGCAGCUCCUCCCCCUGGCCGUGGUGGACUGGCGCGCUCAGCGCAGUUGCAGUCGGUCCGUGUCCAGCCAGCUGUUCCGCUCAGUCUCCGACCUGGCUGAGUCGAUCAACUCCAGUCUGGACAUCAGCUGGCGCGGUGACCUGAGCCUUCAGCCCAAUCCUGGGCAAACGGCCCGUUUGGGGCUGGCAGGCUCCAAAUCCAAGGCCAUGUCCUUUGCCACCCACAAGGCCAAAUCAGAUCGCUACAGUUUCACUAGCCACACUUUCCAAUGUAAUCUGUACCGCUACCGCCUGAAGAACCCUCCGCCCCUGUCACCCCAGUUCUCUGCCUACCUGGGCCAGAUCACUAACACCUCCUAUGAGCAUGCCCGACACUACUACCGUCAACUAGUGGAGACAUUUGGAACACAUUACAUCCAGUUGGUGAAACUGGGUGGCUCCUUCAAGGACUUAACGGCCAUCCGCACCUGCAAGGCCGCAGCAGAGGGCCUCACUGUUGAGGAAGUGAAGGACUGUCUAAGUGCAGAGGCCAGUUACGAGGUGGCCACGGUAGCAAAGGCCUCAAUUAACAGCAAGUUCUGUAAGAGUAAGGCUGCUUCCCUCAGCCACAGUAGCAGCUUCCACCAGGCCUUCAACGAGAGGCUGAUUGAAGCCUCAGGGGGCCACUCUAUUGGGGACACAGACAUUCUCUUCUCCUCGGACCCCACUGUCUUCUCUAACUGGCUGAAGAGUCUGACAGACUCGCCAGGGGUGAUCAACUACAAGCUGUACCCCCUUCAUUACCUGCUUCCUGAUAAUGACCACAGGCGAGAGCAGCUAAUGUUCUAUCUCACCGAGUAUAUCUUGGCCAAUGCCCAGACACCGGACUGCUCCAAAGCAACCUGCCCUGCUGGCAAGAGCAAGAGUGCCUCUGACACUUGCUCCUGCCUCUGCCCAGAAAACAACUGGACAGACCAUCUCUGCUGCGCCAAGCAGAAAGGCAUGGGGCACCUGGUGGUCACUGUCAUGAGGGGCUUCGACCUCUGGGGUGACCUGCUUACAAAAACUGAUGGUUUAGUGGUGGUCGCUUAUGGGCUGGUCAAAGCUCAGACCUCAGUGGUGUACAAUAAUAACAACCCCCAGUGGAAAACAAGACUAGACCUGGGUGAGGUGCUGGCCACCAGUGACCUGAAACUCACCCUGACGGUCUACGAUGAGGACGAAUUUAGGAAAGAAGUCCUGGGGACCUGUGCGGUACCCCUGACCUCGGGCUCCAUGGAUCAUACGUGUUACCUCAAGUAUGGCAAGGUCACCUACCAUCUAUCCUUCACUUGUGGCUCCCACCUACAGGGGCCCACCUGCCGUCAGUAUGCCCCAAGUGCAGAUGGGCCUGGGUUCCAAGGGCUCCUGUGGACCAACCAAUCCUCUUCCUCAGAGAUCCCUUCCCUAAAGGUUAUCUUUCCUUGACCUUUGCCCACUCAGUUUUCUCCCAGCUGCCCUCUAUGACUUCUUCACUGUUUGUGAAUUCCUCUGUUACGCCAACUCUCCUGACCUUGACCCUCUCACCCCACCUCGACAUGGUGCCCAUUGCUCUCCCCAUCCGUCCUGCACAAACACCCUCUCUCUACAUCAAAUGCCUCCCUGUGCACGGAAGGCUAUGCAAGGAGAUGCUUUAGGUACAAGUUGACAGAUGAAAUUGUUUGAUUGCCUCUUGCUUUGUUUGUACAACCUUGUGUGUUUUUUGCAAUAAACAUCACU
Mobula hypostoma (lesser devil ray) is the source of this 2134-nucleotide messenger RNA. Its product is annotated as perforin-1-like. The transcript is spliced from 2 exons. Gene Ontology annotation, molecular function: wide pore channel activity. NCBI's taxonomy places the organism in Eukaryota, Metazoa, Chordata, Chondrichthyes, Myliobatiformes, Myliobatidae. Gene Ontology annotation, cellular component: membrane attack complex; membrane. Bases 140 to 1843 code for a protein of 567 amino acids. The record is from RefSeq and is a predicted model, not a curated record. Gene Ontology annotation, biological process: defense response to virus; T cell mediated cytotoxicity; immunological synapse formation.